AUGGCAGCUAUUCGCAUCCCCGAAACGUACGUGACGGCGGCCAGCAGCCACAUACAAGUGACAAACCAUCCGAAGGAGUCGUUGGUCGGGGUGACGCCGAUUCUCGUGGCAACACUGAACCGACCAGAAAAGUUCAACGCAAUCACUGGCGACAUGAUCACAGACCUCAUAUCGUUCUUCACCACCGUCAACGUCGACGAUCGUGUCAAGAUUGUCGUCCUCACGGGCGCCGGCAAGGCCUUCAGCGCCGGCAUCGACCUCCAGAUGGACACGAGCAAACUCAAGAGCUCAACGCAUCCGAGCGCCAUGCGAGAUCCUGGAGGCGCGCUCGCCUUGGCCAUGUAUAACUGCAGCAAGCCCAUUAUCGUGGCUUACAACGGACUUGCCGUGGGCAUUGGCUUGACGUCGACACUGGCGGCGACGAUCCGAAUCGCGCCGCGCCGCGCCGAGUUUGGCUUCCCCUUUUCGCGCAUCGGCCUCACAAUGGAGUCGUGCAGCUCCUAUUUCCUCCCUCGCAUGGUCGGUUUCAGCAACGCAACCUAUCUCCUGGCCACCGGUGGCAGGUACCCGGCCGAUACACCGGCGCUCGACGGCAUCUUUGCGGAGCUCGUCGAUGAACCGGGGGAUGCAUUGCCCCGGGCACUCGAGAUUUCCAGCGACAUGCUGCACAACGUCAGCUCGAUGGCCGUUUUCCUCAACCGCCAGCUCAUAUGGAGAAACCCUGGGACGGCCGAGGGGGCCCAUCUUGUGGAUAGCCCGCUGCUUUACGACAUGUUUGGAGGACGGUGCGUGAGACCCUGUUGGACGCUCGCUCUGCUAAUUGUCUUGGCCGUCGGCUUCGGCUCCGGCUCCGGCUCCGGCUUCGGCUCCGGCUCCAGCUUCGGCUUCGGCUCCGGCUCCCUCCCUUGCGCAUCCUUUCUCUCGUGCAUUCUUCGCAUUCAACCGCGGCUAACUUGGAAGCAGGGACCAUCUCGAGUUCAAAGAGGCCUUUUUCGGGAAGCGCAAGCCGGCAUUCGCAGACACGUUGGCGCACGACGCACCUCGUACGUUUCCGUGGUGGACAGAGACGUCGGUGGAGGUGCCGAGAAAGGCAGAGACGAAGAUGGGGAGCAGUAA
Drechmeria coniospora is the source of this 1116-nucleotide messenger RNA. RefSeq lists its product as uncharacterized. The transcript is spliced from 2 exons. The coding region runs from base 1 to 1116 and encodes 371 amino acids. The record is from RefSeq and is a predicted model, not a curated record. Lineage: Eukaryota; Fungi; Ascomycota; Sordariomycetes; Hypocreales; Ophiocordycipitaceae.